CUUUUACCUUAAAUACAUAGAGAAAUUGUAGAAAAAGUAUGACGUGUCAGCACAGUGUUUACAAAAUUUGUGAGUAACCGAACAAAAUUACAAAAUGAUAAUGUUUGAGGUAAUCAAAACAAAACAUGGUUUUUUACCUAAUUGUUUUAAACACUAUUCAACAAUUAACAAUAAAAAAAUAAAAGUUGAACUUGACGAUAAUCGGUAAGAAAAAAUACAAGCGUGUAAAGUCUUCACAGCUCAAUAGUUCUUUUGUAACUACAUUAGUUUGUGGCUGAGUUCCAUCCAAGUAAACUUUUUUCAUUAACAAUGCAAGUGAUCCUAUAAAAAAUGACUACGAUGAUUAAGAAUAGAUCAUUCAUGCGCACAAUCAUCAGAGUUGUUUGACCAUUUUUAAAAACAAUCAAUAAAAUGCAGACUGAGUGACAGUUCUUACUAUUUGAAGACUAAACCAUUUGAAGAUGAGUACGAAAGAUUCAGGGUUCAAGUAUGCUUGUCAAUGGAGUGAAAUAAGUCUACGUAUCCUUGGAAUAUGGCCAAAUUCAAAACCAAGUUUUUUUAAUAAAAUUAAAGCACAUUUCUAUGUUAUUUUUGUUCUCGCUACUUAUUAUCUUCCACAAAGUGCGACGAUUGUUAUUAUUUUUGGUGACAUUGAUAGUAUGGUAAAUUUACUUUCGUACAAUGUUUCGGGAUUGGUUGCAAUUGCUAAGUAUAUUGUUAUUUACAAACAUAGAAAAGUUUUAAUGAAAAUUUUUGAAAUAAUGGCUAAAGACUGGGCAGCUCAUAAAUCUGCUUAUGAUUUAACCAUAAUGAUAAAGAACGCAAAAAUUGGAAGAUUAUUGGCAUUUAUAUCAAUUUUAUAUGCUCCGCUGAUUGUGAUUCUGCAUAUUCUUGUCACAGUUGAAUAAUAUUCGUUCAGUUUUUAAAGUUUAAAUUGCACGGAGAUUUUUUUGAUAAAAUUUACCCUACGAUUUACAGUAAACCUGGACCAAAGCAAAAUAAGUAUGGAAAGAAUAAAAACUAAUUCUUUUUGGUUUAUUUUUCAUUUUUUUUUUAUUUAAAAAUGAUCGGAAAUAGGGUUUUUUUUACCCUGUACAUAAAAACAGAAAAGUAAUCAUUCAUCUUGGCCUAGUUUUACUCACAAUUAACGAGUAAAAUUUAUCAGAUAAUUCUCCCAGUGUGAUGUUAUUUUGAAAAAUUAAUUUCCGUAUUGUUUCCAGACAUUUCUUAAACCUGAUAGAUUACUUCUUUACGGUUCGAUUCCAACAAUAGCAAAUA
Messenger RNA from Microplitis demolitor, 1278 nucleotides. RefSeq lists its product as uncharacterized. The transcript has 4 exons. The coding region runs from base 462 to 908 and encodes 148 amino acids. The record is from RefSeq and is a predicted model, not a curated record. Lineage: Eukaryota; Metazoa; Arthropoda; Insecta; Hymenoptera; Braconidae.